CCUGCCUCAAAGUUAAAGGCAGAUGGACUCCAGAGCUCCGCAGAGACCUCAGGACUCAGAUUCUCCUCUGACACUCAGACUGCUCUGACAGAUUUGAGUCAAAAUGGUCGAGCAGUACGACUGCAACAACUGUAAGGAGAGCCUGUUCGGGAAAAAGUACAUUCUGAAGGAGGAGCACCCGCACUGCAUUCAGUGCUACGAGGCUCUUUUCUCCAACAACUGUGAAAUGUGCAAACUUCUCAUUGGAUGCACCAGCAAGGAUCUGUCCUACAACGACCGCCACUGGCACAGCGACUGCUUCCUCUGCUCCAAGUGUGAGCAGUCUCUGGUAGAUCAGCCCUUUGCCAACAAGGACGACCUGCUGAUGUGCACCGACUGCUUCGCCAGCGAGUACUCAGCCAAAUGCAAUGCAUGCCUGAAGACCAUAAUGCCAGGAACUAAGAAGAUGGAGCACAAGGGUAACAGCUGGCAUGAGAAUUGCUUCGCCUGUAACCAUUGCCAGCAACCCAUCGGCACCAGGAGCUUCGUCCAGAAGGACCUCAAAAACUUCUGCCUGCCCUGCUACGAGAAGCAGUUUGCCCAGCAGUGCGUCCACUGCAAGAAGCCCAUCAUCACCGGAGGAGUGAACUACCGGGACAUGCCCUGGCACAAGGAGUGCUUCGUCUGCAUCAGCUGCAAGCAGCAGCUGGCCGGCCAGAGGUUCACCUCCCGGGACGACUUCGCCUACUGCCUCAACUGCUUCUGCAACCUGUUCGCCAAGAAAUGUGUUCACUGCACCACCCCCAUCAGCGGUCUCGGGGGGAGCAAGUACAUCUCUUUUGAGCAGCGCCAGUGGCACAACUACUGCUUCAACUGCAAGAAGUGCAGCGUGUCUCUUGUCGGCCGGGGUUUCCUCACCUGCAAAGACGACAUCCUCUGCCCUGACUGUGGCAAAGACUUCUAAGUCAUCUCCAAACCGAACAGAGUUGAAUGUUAAUCAGAGAGCAGCAGCAGUACUCUCCCAACCUGGCCUUUGCUGCAUUCAUUGCAUCAUUUAUUAGUUUCUUGCACAUUAACCUGCUCCUUCUGCUGAUGUAUUUUCUUGAUAUGCUAAUGAUACUGUAUUUUAUGAGUCAAGGCCUUUAUUCUGAACUGUAAUUUUUUGCUCCCUUUUGUUCCAAUGAAACUCUGUCAUUAGAAUAACUUAACACUUUCACAGGAUAGCUUAAAAGAAUGUUAGUUUUUUAAAACAGAUCACACCUUUGUUGCAAUUGUUCUUAAUAGAGAUGUUAUAGUAUUACUAAUACUGUGUAUUCUUAUUACAUAAAAUGUGUUGUAAAUCUUAAUAAAGAAAUUGUGGGCUUUGA
Labrus mixtus (cuckoo wrasse) is the source of this 1346-nucleotide messenger RNA. RefSeq names its product four and a half LIM domains protein 2-like. The record is from RefSeq and is a predicted model, not a curated record. Gene Ontology annotation, cellular component: nucleus; Z disc. Bases 104 to 943 code for a protein of 279 amino acids. The transcript has 6 exons. Lineage: Eukaryota; Metazoa; Chordata; Actinopteri; Labriformes; Labridae. Gene Ontology annotation, molecular function: transcription coregulator activity.